Molecule: messenger RNA, 2700 nt
Organism: Raphanus sativus (radish)
Lineage: Eukaryota; Viridiplantae; Streptophyta; Magnoliopsida; Brassicales; Brassicaceae
Product: EIN3-binding F-box protein 1
Exons: 2
Coding region: 225-2099 (624 amino acids)
Biological process (GO): SCF-dependent proteasomal ubiquitin-dependent protein catabolic process
Cellular component (GO): SCF ubiquitin ligase complex
Molecular function (GO): protein binding
Source: RefSeq, a predicted model, not a curated record
ACCUCAUCGCUACCCAUCCUCUCUCUUUUUUUUUUCUUCCUUGUUCCUUUUUGCCCUUUACGAUAGGGUUCCUCCUCUUCUCUCAUCUCUUCCUUCAACACAAUCAAAUCUGAUUCGUUCCUUCUCUUCUUCUGAUCCCUCGUUUUUUUUUUGCUAUCUCCCACGGGUUUUCGCUUGUUGAAUCAAGCGCUUUCGUUUUUUCCUGGGAAGUUGGAGCUCAAAUCAUGUCUCAGAUCUACAGCUUCGCUGGUGAAAAUGAUUGUUACCGUCGUGGCUCAAUUUACUCAAAUCCAAAGGAAGCUAACCUUUUCCCGUCUCUUGUCGAUUGCUAUUACCCUCCUUGCAAGAGAUCUCGCGUCUUUGCUGCUCCUUCUUCUCUCUUCAGCGCUUUCGAGGAGAAAAAGCCAGUCUCUAUCGAUGUCCUUCCCGACGAGUGCCUCUUCGAGAUCUUCAGACGUUUACCUGGACCGCAGGAGAGAACCGCUUGCGCUUUCGUCUCCAAACAGUGGCUUACUCUCGUAACCAGCAUUAGACAAAGCGAGCUUGAUGUUGUUGUUGUUGCCGAAGAUGACUGUGAAGGGUGCUUAUCUAGGAGCUUAGAUGGGAAGAAGGCGACCGAUGUUAGACUAGCUGCUAUCGCUGUCGGAACAGCUGGCCGUGGUGGACUCGGGAAACUCUCGGUUCGUGGAAGCGAUAAGGUUUCGGAUCUUGGUCUUAGAGCGAUUGGUCGGAGCUGCUCUUCUCUCGCGUCUCUUUCCCUGUGCAGCCUUUCCAACGUUACCGACGUUGGUCUCUUGGAGAUCGCUGAGGGUUGCCCUCGGCUUGAGAAGCUUGACCUGAGCCGUUGCCCUGCAAUCACUGAUAAGGGUUUGGCGGCGAUUGCUAAGAGCUGUUGUGAUUUGAGUGAGCUUACUUUGGAGGGUUGUUCGAGUAUCGGAGAUGAAGGUUUGGCAGCGAUUGCUAAGAGCUGCUCCAAGCUUAAGUCGGUGUCUAUCAAGAACUGUCCUCUGGUCAGGGAUCAAGGAGUCGCCGCGUUACUGUCUAACACCACGUGUUCCCUGAUGAAACUUAAGCUUCAGAUGGUUAAUGUCACUGACGUGUCUCUUGCGGUCGUGGGUCAUUACGGCUUGUCGGUCACGGAACUUGUGCUUGCGGGUUUGUCGCACGUGACGGAGAAAGGGUUCUGGGUGAUGGGAAAUGGUGUCGGGCUUCAAAAGUUGAACUCUUUAACCAUCACAGCAUGCCAGGGAGUGACUGACACAGGGCUUGAAUCUGUUGGGAAGGGAUGCCCAAACAUGAAGAAGGCGUUGAUCAGUAAAUCCCCGUUGUUGUCUGACAACGGUUUGGUCUCUUUUGCGAAAGGUGCUUUGUCGUUGGAGAGUGUUCAGCUUGAAGAGUGCCACAGGGUCACCCAGUUUGGGUUUUUUGGUUCUCUUUUGAACUGUGGUGCAAAGCUGAAGGCUUUCUCUAUGGUGAACUGUUUGGGGAUCAGAGAUCUCACCACUGGAUUACCUUCUUCGGCGGCUAAUUGCAGUGGUCUACGCUCUCUGUCUGUUCGUAACUGCCCCGGGUUUGGAGAUGCGAACCUUGCCGCCCUUGGGAAGCUAUGCCCUCAGCUGGAAGAUAUCGAGAUGUGUGGGCUCAAGGGGGUGACAGAGUCUGGUUUUCUACAUCUGCUCGACAACUCUCUUGUGAAGGUGAACUUCAGUGGCUGUUCCGGUUUGACAGACAGAGUUGUCUCCGCCAUCUCUGCUCGUAACGGCUUGACUCUCGAAGUCUUGAACAUGGAUGGAUGUAGCAAGAUCUCUGACGCCAGCCUAGUCUCCAUUGCAGCGAACUGCCAGAUUCUAAGUGAUUUGGAUCUUUCGAAAUGCUCGGUCUCAGAUUCCGGAGUUCAAGCAUUGGCUUCCUCUGAAAAACUCAAACUGCAGAUCCUAUCCAUGGCGGGUUGCUUUAUGGUCACUGACAAGAGCUUACCAGCCAUCGUUAAGCUGGGUUCGACUCUACUGGGAUUAAAUCUCCAACAGUGUCGAUCCAUUUCCACUUCCACUGUCGACUUCUUAGUCGAGAGGCUUUACAAAUGCGACAUCCUCUCCUGAUCCACCAAUUCCACGUUCAACUUUAUCCACCCUAUAAUAAUAGUACUGUUCCAAGUUAAGUGUCAGCUUCCUUUUCAGGUGUGUCUCUCUCGCUAGGCUCAGGUUUUACCCGGUUUUUCCAAGUGAUUCGGCUUCCGGUUUCUUUUUCCAGUCAAUGUUGUUUUUGCAGAGGUUCCCUUUGAUAAGGCUAACUCUAGCUUACCAUGAAACCGGAAAUGUCGUGUGGUUGCUUGAGAAUAUACUUACCCGGGUAUUACCUGAGAUUUUAGGGUUUAUCAUCUCCUGUUUGGUUUGUUUUAUGCGUUGCUUUGUCUUGUUGAAGUUUGGUUUUCCUCGAAAGGGUCUUUGUGUGAUGUGUACGUGUUCAAGAUUCUUGUUCAGGUUGCCAUGGGUUCUUUCUUAGAGGUUUGCUCUGGCUUUUGUUGCAACAAACUCACUCUAUUAUAGAGUUUUUUAUUUGUUGUCUUUUUUUUUUGCCAGAGCCCUCGUGUUUUUUUUCCCCAGGCACUGUAUUACGAUCUGUGUGAACACUGUACUAAGUUACGAUAUGCCCUUUGGGAUGGUUUAAUGAAGUAUUGAAUAAAAUUAUCAUUUCGUUGUA